Messenger RNA from Seminavis robusta, 1089 nucleotides. NCBI's taxonomy places the organism in Eukaryota, Bacillariophyta, Bacillariophyceae, Naviculales, Naviculaceae. The record is from the annotation of a GenBank genome assembly.
AUGUCUUCUUUUGUAGCACUCGACCAGUUCUGCACUACCACACUCACCGCCAUUCCCCCUGAGGAAAAGCCCACUUACAACAGCCUCAAAAUCAUCCACCAAGAGCUCAAUGCCAAUGCCAUGGCCAUCAACUCCACCCUAGGAGGAGGCCACUAUGGUCACUUGGCCCUAGUCAUCCCUGAAGCCACCUACGAUGCUCUACCACAUACCGUACCCUGGCAGAAUCCAGCCCAUCCAGGAGCCGCUCCCAACCCAGGAGUGGCACCAACCGGCCCACAGAUUACGGAAGCCAACCGUGUGUAUGCAGCAGCAGAAACAAAAUUCCACAUCUACAAAGCUACUGAGGUUGCACUCAAAAAGCAGCUCCUCGAGGCCGUCCCAGACACUUUCACCAAGACAUUGAAACAUGAGAUGUACGGUUAUGCACAAACUACAGUGCUAGCCGUACUCACGCAUUUAGACACCACCUAUGGAUCCGUCGACGCAGAAGAUCUCAAUGCAAACAUGCUCCGAAUGGAAGCAAACUGGAGCCCCAGCCAACCAAUCAAAGAUCUUUACAAUCAGAUCAAGGAUGCCCAGAAAUUUGCGGCUGAUCACGACCCCAUCACGGACAAACUAGCUGUUAGAUCAGCAAUCAAGAAUCUAGAGAAGAGCGGUGUCUUCACUGACGCCCUCAAAGAUUGGAGGAAAAUGACAACAGCCGAACAAGAAUCGUUCGUGAACCUCGAGUCGCACUUCACUGCCGCUGAUAAGGAGCGCCGCCGCGUAUUGACAACCAAGGAAAUGGGAUAUGCCAACAAAGCCACGGAAUUGGACAACACCACCAACCGUCACAUGGCAGCCAAGGCCAAUGACACCGAAGGCGACCCGAUGUACUACUGUUGGUCCCACGGAUUGGGCCCAAACAGCAAGCACACCAGUGCAACUUGCUCCAAAAAACUACCUGGACAUUGCGACAAAGCUAACCAAAGCAACAUGCUAGGUGGCUGUUGCGUCAUCAGACGCCGAGACGGAGAAAAAGCAGUCUAUCGUCGCCCCCAACGCCCCAACCGUGAUGGCAGUGAGAACCAACCACCAGCUGGCCAGUAG